CGAGGAGGUUGAAAGGGCGAUCAUUGACAACCGUAUGGAGCAAGAGGAACUCACCUCGGAGAGCUCCCAUGGUGAGGAUGAUCAAGAGGGUUGCAUUGAUGAUUUUUACACCUUUCCCCUUCUUGAGAGCAACUUUGAAGACCAAGUCACGAGGGUGGAGGAGCAAGAGAAUCAUUUCUAUGAUCUUGCAUGGCAUCUUAUCCUCCAAACCGUACUUGAAGACAUUAAUGGGAAGAAGAAGGAAGAGGUUGAAUAGGAGGAAGUAAGCAUUGAAGAAAUGGAAGGUCUUGAUUGUUCCCAUGGGGAGGAACAAAUUGAAGAAGACGGAAGGGAGGUUGAGGUUGAAGUAGAAGUAGAAGGAGCAAGUGAUGUCCAAGAUGAGGACGAGGUCAAGGUUGAUGAAGCAUCCACAAGUUACAAGAGAUAUCAAUGCUUUCCACCUGACCUUGAUGCGCUACUCGAGAAGGACCCAUUUGCGACUCUUUGCCAAGCCAAGGCCAAACCAUUGGCGAUCUCUCUUGGUGGAUGUGAUGUAAGUCAAACGAUGAUGCACUACAUGGUGUGGGGCAAAGAGAAAAAUGAAUAAGGAAAGAAGGAGAGCUCUCGUGGGUGGACCCUCAUGACAACUCAAGUUCACGAGCCCUGAAUCAUGGAUUCGUCCAAAGCUCGUGACUUGAGACACCGCCUCACCGACGAGAAUCUCAACUUCAAAGAGGUUCUUGGGUGGACAUAAACUUGAAGAGAAACCAUCCGGCUCACGACGUUAAAGAAGUGCUUGUUAGGAGGCAACCCAACCACCAUCAGUUUGUUUUCUUUUUGCUUCAAUAAGAAGAACAUUGGAGAGAUUUUGGUGGUGUUUUUUCGUCUACACGCUCUUCCGGAUCUCAGCCGCCCUCCGCUCCCGAUCACCAACAUUCACCAAUAUCGGUAACAUCAUUCUAACUUCUUAUUUUACGCCAUCGAGGGUAAUGUCGAGGUUAAGUGUGGGGGGGGGGGUAGUCUAUUAUGCUUGUGUGUGUGAAUGUUUGGUGUGAUUUUGAAUGCUUGGAGCCUAGUUGUAUGCCCAAAUUUUUAAAAUUUGAGAGCUCCAAGCAUAGCAACUUCUACAUUUGCAUGAUCAUAGUGGCACUUGUGGUGAUUUAUUUUGAAUCUCAUGGUUAUUAUCAUUGUCUAUGGAUGACUUGCUUGUGAUUAUUUGCAACCUAUUAUGCUGAUUGAGACUUGUAUUAGGUUUGUGCAUAGGUUCAUUUCUGCUGUGUUUGUGAACCGAUAUAUGUUUUGAAUCGAUUACUUGCUUUUCACAGUUGCCUUUGCAUCAAGUUUAGGGAGUUAGAAUGGAUGAUUGAGCACCUAAGUAGCCAUGUGAGACCUGCGAUGUUCAUUUCGUUCUUGUGCGAUAGAUCCCCAUUUACAUAAUGUGUAGCAUUCACGUUGUUGCUAGCGAGGAAGAUGGAGGCAUAGGAUUAGUCCACGACCCAAAUGUUGACCAACCCGAUAAUAUCAUCCCUUAGUCCACCCCUUUGAGUCAUGUGUCUAAGGGUCGCUCUCAUUUAAGGUAGCUCACGCUACUUGAGCUUGAUUAAUUUAGAUAGAGCGACCCUACUUUCUUCGUGUCUAAACCGUUAUCGAGUCACACUUGUGUUUGGAAGCUCCAUUCAUACCAUUUGAGCUUAAAUGAGGUUCCACAUGAGUGAUUUGCGUAUGGUUUUGCUAAGAAUGAAAAAGUGAGUGUUGGAGGUAGUUUUUCAAAUCGAGCAUUUUUCCUUAAGUUAAAAAAUGUGGGAUGUGUAUAUAGCUCUCUAUAGCCCUCGAAUAAACCGAGGUGAAAGGUAUCAAAAUCCACAAAUAUUGUUUGAAUUUUAAUAAAACUUGAUUUACUUCAACUUAUGUCUAGUUUUUUUCAUGACAUUUGUUGAAAUAUGCUAAAAAGGUUACAAAUGAACGCAUCCAUAAUAUGAUAUUCUUUUAAAAUUGUAACAAGAAAAAAAAAUUACGUGAAUCAUAGCUAUAUUAAAUAUAUGUCUAAACUUUAAGUCGAAGAAUGCAUUAGAUUAGUGAGACUUUAAGAAAAAACAUGGCGAAAUAUCUUAAUUUUCUCAUAAGUAUGACUAUAUACGACAUAAAUAUUUUUUUGGAUACGAACUCAUACCAAUAAUUGGAACACGGGUUGGGUCGGGUUCUACGGGUUGUGUAAUCUAAAAUCCAAACCCAACCCAAAAGAGGCGGGUUGUACAAAAGAAAACCCUCACCCAACCCAAAACCUUCGAUUUAGCGAUAAAUACGGGUGGGUUGGGUCGGGUUGGACGGGUGGGUCGGUUUGCGGGUGUGUUUGUUCACCCCUAGUGUUGGUUGAUGAAUAAUGUGAGAACUCUUCAUUUACACAAUCUUAAUACAGUUGAAUGUCGUUUGUGGUGGUUGCUAUGAUUACUUUGUUUUUGUCCAUAGGUCGGUGUCUAAUAACCAUUGUGAUUCAUUUGUUUUGUGCCCUAUGACAUGCCUCGAAAAUUUUAUGGAAAAGAUAAGUUGCAAGCUUACCUUGUUUUGUACUUGGUUUGCUUGGGGACAAGCAAACGUUCAAGUGUGGGGGAGUGAUUCGAGUCCAAAUGUACACAUUUUACCCGUCAUUUCUUGUCUGUUAUGCUUAGUUGAUCACCGUCCCUCAACCUAUUUUAUGCUAGGUUGUGCUUGUUUUGGUACAUUUUAGGUCCUAGCACGUGUGGGAAGGUCCGAGACGAGUUUCGGGUCAUUCGAAGGUCAAAAUGAGCCAAAAAGUGGAGGUUGAGCCCUGUUCACGACCUAGAGCUUCAGUUCACGGUCUCUAAGACCGUGAACUGAAAGCCCAGAUCGUAAAGUGACCAAUUUCCAUAAUGAUUUUGGAAGUUACUAGCAUCAAGUCAGUUCAUGGUCUCUAAGACCGUGAACUGAAGCACACGACCGUGAACUAAAGCACACGCCCAUGAAGUGGGCCCUGUCGUGCAAAUCCAAAAACAGCAGCGGGGAGAGAGAAGGGGGAGCUGAUUUUUGAAGAGCGGUUCGAUUCUCUCUAGGGUUUCAAUCCAAAACACCAAAGAGGAGUUCUAGUGAGAGAGAGAGAGAGAGAGAGUGCUUGAGUGAUCUUGGAGCUUAAUUGGAGGCUUGGGUUGAUAUUGAAGACAAGGAUUCAAGCCUAGAAGAAGAAGAAGAAGAUCUUGGACUGCAAUUUGUAAUUUCUCUCUUCUCUCUCUAGAAACUCACCAUCUUCUCUUGGUUUAAGAACCCUAGGUCUAGAUUUGGGUUUAAUAUUGAUGUAUGUGACACAUUCCAUGUUUUAUUGAUGAUUUUACUUAAUUGAUGGAUGUUUUCAUGAAUGACAUGAGUUGGGUUUCCAUUUUCACGUAUUGAGCUUUUGACCUAGGAGGGAUAAAAUCCCCAUAGAGCCCUUCGGGUCACUCAUCAUCCUAUAUCGUCUGGGUAAUCCCUGAGGGAGUCAAUUCCAUCAAUCUCCUACGAUAUAGGAUUUCCCUAGGUGGAAUAGAGCCUACCACAUUCA
Molecule: messenger RNA, 3529 nt
Organism: Linum trigynum
Lineage: Eukaryota; Viridiplantae; Streptophyta; Magnoliopsida; Malpighiales; Linaceae
Source: the annotation of a GenBank genome assembly